This is a messenger RNA of Mus pahari (shrew mouse), 2484 nucleotides long. RefSeq names its product basic helix-loop-helix family member e23 (gene Bhlhe23). The transcript has a single exon. The coding region runs from base 152 to 823 and encodes 223 amino acids. NCBI's taxonomy places the organism in Eukaryota, Metazoa, Chordata, Mammalia, Rodentia, Muridae. The record is from RefSeq and is a predicted model, not a curated record. Gene Ontology annotation, molecular function: protein dimerization activity.
GCCCUGGCCGGCCACGCGCCUUGGUGAGGAGGCGCAGGAGGGGUGGCCGGCCGGAGUGGCCACGCACAGGCCCGGGGACUGACAGACAGCUGGACAGGUGGACGCGCCCGCAGGGCAGGAAGCCAUACUGCCCUACCGGACUCCAGGGGUCAUGGCCGAGCUCAAGUCGCUGUCGGGGGACUCGUACCUGGCGCUGAGCCACAGCUACUCGGCGACCGGCCACGCCUACGCUGCAGCGCGCGGACCGGAGACGACACGCGGCUUCGGUGCAUCGGGUCCGGGUGGGGACCUUCCCGCGGCUCCUGCUUCCCGUGUCCCCGCCGCGACAGUCGAGAGCAGCGGCGAACAGAGCGGCGACGAGGACGAAGCCUUCGAAAGGCGGCGGCGGCGGCGAGGGUCCGGGGUUGCCGUUGACGCACGGCGGCGGCCCCGGGAGCAGCGCUCGCUGAGGCUCAGCAUCAACGCGCGCGAGCGGCGACGCAUGCACGACUUGAACGACGCGCUGGACGGGCUGCGCGCUGUCAUCCCCUACGCGCACAGCCCGUCGGUGCGCAAGCUCUCCAAGAUAGCCACACUUCUGCUGGCCAAAAACUACAUCCUCAUGCAGGCGCAGGCCCUGGAGGAGAUGCGGCGCUUGGUGGCAUACCUCAACCAAGGCCAGGGCCUCGCGGCGCCGGUGGCCGCCGCGCCUCUGACGCCUUUUGGCCAGGCAGCGAUUUACCCGUUCUCAGCGGGCGCCGCGCUCGGGCCCUGCCCAGACAAGUGUGCCACCUUCUCAGGAUCGCCCUCGGUGCUUUGCAAACACUGCGGCGAGAAGCCCUGAGGGCCCCGAUCUCCUCUACAGCCGCCUUUCUAUUUAGACUGUCCCCUGUCCUCGCUGGCGAGACCCUAUGAGAAAGCCCAGGACUCCGCUUACAGAACUGUUGGGUGCAGAAAAAGUCCGUCCUGGCAGAGCCAGAGACUUGGCGCUGUACUCUAGACCCUGCCGCAUCCACUGAGCUAUCUCAGCUAAAAGAAAGCUACGGGAGGGAACAGUUAGUGGCUGGUCCCACAUCUGACAGGUGACUCUGCCCAAGGCUCAGGAGCGCAGGCACAGAGCAUCGCGCUUGACCACAUCCUAGCAUUGGAUGCGGGACUCUGCCCCAGUCCCUUCUAAGCCAACUUGCAGGGCCUUGCUCCACAGACCUGUUCCUCAGGACGGGUGUGGCCCCUCACCUCCAGCCUCUGUGUGCUCCAAGACUCCAGACCGUGGUUCUUUGGAGAGGACUUGGAGGCAGACUCAGGAAAAACCCAGGAGGUGAGCUUUACAACAUUUUCCAAGUCUGAGCUUGUUCUAUUAACAUUCUUGCCUGCCCAGAGGCUCAGGAAAUUCAAGCCGGCCUCAAGUCUGUAGAAACCUCUCUAAAUAAACCUGGAGCGCCACCGCCGGCCUCCUGUGGGCUGAGCUGGGCGUCACUUCGUUCUUCUAGUCCCAAGGGGACUGGUGGAGCCCUCACAACCUGCUCAGGGCUACUUGACUCUGCAGGGCCGAGGAGUCUAGUCUAGCUCCAGGACCAACCAAGCCUCCUCUGCGCCAGUUCGGGAACUUCUGGAGGAAGCCGGGCUACCGGUGAGUACCCGGUGAGGCGCUGGACUGAAUGGGAAGUAGUUGCUUCCAAAAUCGGACCACAGCCCAGAAUCCUGCCUCUGUACCUAGUCCGAGCCUUAGCCCGCGCGCCCCAGAUGUUGCCUGGUUUUCCUCUGUGGCCAUCAGCAGCUUCCACCUCCAUUUGCCCAGUUUUCUUGGCUUUCAUUGAUGCAAAACAAAUCGGGAGAAGGCCACUGCUCAGCAAAGCGCCUGUCUACAGCGCUUAACUUGAAUUAAUGCAUUGGAAAAGGCCCUUUUGUAUUUGCAAAAUGACGUGUGUGGUUAACUCUUAUUCAUAAAGACGUAUGCUUAAUACCGGUUUCUGCUAAUUUCUAUUUUUUUUUUUAUUUCUUAAAUGUCUUUCCCCUCCCUUAAAACAAUCUAUUUUGCACAUUUCAAAACAGACUGUUUGUUUUUCAGGUUCACUUAAGAUGAACAGGGAAAACUGGAAACUCAAGUGUUGUUAGCUCUAGGGUCAUUACCCACAAUUAUUUUUUAAAGUCUUUUAUUUAUAUUUAGAACAGGGAUAGUGUGCAGAAUAAAGUACUUAAAACUUAUUUUAUAAAAAAAGAAUAUGAUUAAAAUUUAAUAUCAAAUUAAGUGUACAUCUAUGACUUGAUUCAUAAUUUCAAUCUUCGGACAGUGAUACUGGUUUGGAAUCCUUCUUCUAGGGCCCCAGGAAAUGUCUAAGAUUUUAAAAUGGAUCCAUACGCCAUUAAGAGAUACAUGAGUUCAUACAAAAAUGUGUAGGAGUGUUGGGUGGAGACACACCGGUUAGGAGAUGGAGACAAGAGGAUGGGGAUUCUGAGAGCAGCAGGGGGCGGGGAGGGGCCCUCUCAGGAAAAGAAAAGGAUUAA